This is a messenger RNA of Amphiprion ocellaris (clown anemonefish), 16053 nucleotides long. RefSeq names its product CUB and Sushi multiple domains 3b (gene csmd3b). NCBI's taxonomy places the organism in Eukaryota, Metazoa, Chordata, Actinopteri, Pomacentridae. The transcript has 74 exons. Bases 519 to 11456 code for a protein of 3645 amino acids. The record is from RefSeq and is a predicted model, not a curated record.
AAUGGCAAAGAGCACACAGAGCAUCUCCUGCGCAACGUGAUGUUUCAGAACACACCGUCAUCCGCCCAAACAACUAGCCUAGUUUUUGAAAAGAGUCCAUUUUAGACUAUUAUUUCCGACCAAAAGCACGUGAAUACAAGCGGGGGAAGCUUGUACGAGCGGCUCUUGAAGGCAGCAUCUCUUGUACCGGCAGGCAGAAGGGAGAGACGCACCGACCGCUUCAACGGGAGGAAGAAGAGACCCGAGUAUUCCGUGCAGAAGAAGAGGAGACGAUGCACGUCUCCCCUGGCUUCUGAUUAAAAGAAAAAAGAAAAGGAUUUUCACAUUCUCUUUAAACCUCACUGCACUUCUAAGGACUGAAAGGACUGUCCGAACAGAGCGAGCCAGGUGUGGUUUUGGCUGGUUUGGAUGAGAGGGGUAAAGAUGCGAAAUUUACCUCGCAGUUGAAGAAGGAAGGUUUUGACAGACGCGCAGUGAAGAGACAGAAGGAUUACCCGGACAGAAAAACCCAUAACAGCAUGCGGCCCGGUGAGAGCUUAGAGGGCUCGCGCUCGGCUCGCGGAAGAUGCGCUAAUCAGAAAAUCGCUAAUAGUCGCGGCACGGAACGCUGUCUCGCGCACCUCUCGUCGGCAACGAGGAGGAGGAGGAUGAUGAUGAAGAGGGCGACGGCGACGACGAAGAAUGAGGAGAGGGGGACGACGAGGGGGAGGAUGACGGACGGAGGGGUGACGGUGAUGCGCUGUUUUCUGUGGAGUCUCAUCCUGGGCUCGCUCUCCACACACGCGCAAGGUUUCAUCUACACUUGUGGGGGUACACUAAAAGGCCGAAAUGGCAGUAUAGAAUCGCCAGGCUUUCCGUACGGCUACCCCAACGGGGCGAACUGCACCUGGGUCAUUGUUGGAGAGGAAGGAAGUAGAAUCCAGCUCAUCUUCUUGUCAUUCGCCAUAGAAGAAGAAUAUGACUUCCUGUCUUUGUACGACGGGCAUCCACACCCUGCUAACUUCAGGACCAGGUUAACAGGCUUCCAGGUUCCCACCCCGGUCACCAGUAUGGGACAUGUCUUCUCUUUGAGGCUGACCAGUGACUUUGCCGUCUCUGCACAUGGCUUCAAACUCAACUAUGAAGAGCUCCACAGUACAUCCUGUGGAAACCCUGGAGUCCCACCCAAAGCAGUGCUCAGUGGUGGCGGGCGGUUUGCUGUCGGUGACCGUGUGCGGUACAGCUGUGUCCCUGGUUACGUCUUAGAUGGCCAUGCCACACUCACCUGCAUCACCAAUGCUGGAAACACGGCCGUCUGGGACUUUCCUGCUCCCAUUUGUCGAGCUGAGGACACAUGUGGGGGCACUGUGAGGGGCGGCAGUGGGGUGGUGACCAGUCCCGGUUACCCCGGCAACUAUGGUAACCAAGCCGACUGUACUUGGAUCCUUUUGGCCGAACCUGGAGACACCAUCUCUGUCAUCUUUACAGACUUCCAGACAGAGGAAAAGUAUGAUUACCUGGAAGUGGAGGGCUCUGAACCACCAACCAUUUGGUUGUCAGGCAGUAAUGUCCCCUCCCCUAUCGUCAGCAACAAGAACUGGCUCCGGCUGCAUUUUGUGACCGAUGGCAACCACCGUUACCGAGGCUUCAGCGCACAUUAUCAAGUGAAGCGAUCAGUAGAUUUUAAAUCGCGGGGCGUUAAAUUAUUCCCUGGCAAAGACUCCAACAACAAGUUUUCAAUAUUAAAUGAAGGUGGUGUGAGACAGGCGUCUAACUCCUGCCCUGAUCCCGGCGAGCCAGAGAAUGGAAAACGCCACGGCAAUGACUUCAGCAUUGGCAGUGUGGUGCAGUUCAGCUGUGGAGAAGAUUAUGUGCUGCAGGGCAGUAAAACCAUCAGCUGCCAGAGAGUGGCAGAAGUUUUUGCUGCCUGGAGUGACCACAGACCAGUCUGCAAAGUGAAGACUUGCGGCAGUAAUCUUCAGGGGCCAUCAGGAACUUUUACGUCUCCUAACUUUCCAAUUCAAUAUGAGAGCAACGCACAGUGUGUGUGGAUAAUUACUGCGUCAAAUCCCAAUAAGGUGAUCCAGAUCAACUUUGAAGAGUUUGACCUGGAGAUAGCCUAUGAUACUCUCACUAUAGGAGAUGGAGGGGAGGUGGGAGAUCCUACAACUAUACUACAGGUCCUAUCAGGUAGCUUUGUUCCUGACCUGAUAGUCAGCAUGACUCACCAGAUGUGGCUUCACCUGCAGUCAGAUGAGAGCGUUGGAUCAAUAGGAUUUAAGAUCAACUAUAAAGAAAUAGAUAAAGAGAGCUGUGGCGACCCUGGAACUCCCCUCUAUGGAAUAAGAGAAGGUGACAGCUUUUCAAAUGGAGGAAUCCUGAGGUUUGAAUGCCAGUUUGGCUUUGAGCUGAUUGGAGAAAAGACAAUCUCCUGCCAAGACAACAAUCAGUGGUCGGCCAACAUCCCUAUAUGCAUAUUCCCUUGUAUGUCCAACUUCACAGCUCCUUCAGGAACAGUCCUCUCCCCAGACUACCCAGAAGGCUAUGGGAACAACAUGAACUGUGUCUGGCUCAUCCAAUCAGAUCCAGGCUCCAGAAUACACUUGGCAUUUAAUGACUUUGACCUCGAGGCACCUUACGAUUCCCUGACGGUGAAAGACGGCGAAACAAAUGAUGCCAACGUUAUUGGAAGGUUCUCCGGAGCUGAGAGUCCUUCCCAUCUGACAUCUAAUACCAACACACUGAGGUUGGAGUUCCAGGCUGAUCACUCCAUGUCGGGACGAGGAUUUAAUAUCACUUAUAGUACGUUUGGCCAUAAUGAGUGCCCAGACCCUGGUAUUCCCAUCAACGCUCGCCGCUUUGGAGACAGCUUCCAGCUCGGCAGCUCCAUCUCUGUGGUUUGUGAGGACGGUUUCAUCAAAACCCAAGGAACUGAAACCAUCUCCUGUCAGUUAGAGAGAGGAAAAGUCAUGUGGAGUGGGCCUAUCCCUAAAUGCGAAGCCCCAUGUGGAGGCCAUUAUUCGGCUCCAAGUGGAGUGAUUUUGUCUCCUGGGUGGCCUGGUUACUACAAAGAUUCCCUCAGCUGCGAGUGGGUGAUUGAAUCAGAACCUGGACGUUCCAUCAAAAUCACAUUUGACAGGUUCCAGACAGAGUUGGGUUAUGACUUCCUGGAGAUUCAUGAUGGACCAAACCUCCUGUCUCCUCUGGUUGGCUCCUUUAAUGGUACCCAGGUGCCCCAGUUCCUGUUCAGCAGCAGCAACUUUCUAUAUCUGCUGUUUACCACCGAUAACAGCCGGUCGAAUGCUGGUUUCAAAAUACUAUAUGAAAGUGUUACGGUGGACAGCUACUCCUGUCUGGACCCUGGCAUCCCUGUCAAUGGCAUCCGAUAUGGGCAGGAUUUUUCCAUCGGGUCCACAGUGUCGUUUGGUUGUGAUUCUGGCUACAGACUGAGCCAUGAGGAGCCACUUGUAUGUGAAAAGAACCACUGGUGGAGCCACCCCUUACCGACAUGUGAUGCCCUGUGUGGCGGCGAUGUUAGAGGCCCCUGGGGAACCAUCCUGAGUCCAGGCUAUCCAGACAGCUACCCUUCAUCUCUCAACUGUACCUGGACUGUUGAAGUCAGCCACGGGAAAGGAGUCCAGUUUCAGUUCAAUUCUUUUCAUCUGGAGGAUCAACACGACUACCUCUUGGUUACUGAGAACGGGAGUUUCCUGCAACCACUGGCUCGCCUGACUGGCAACGAGUUGCCUAGCAACAUCAAUGCCGGUCUCUAUGGCAACUUCAAAGCCCAGCUACGAUUCAUCUCUGACUUUUCCAUUUCAUAUGAAGGCUUCAACAUAACUUUCUCAGAGUACACACUGGAGCCAUGCGAGGACCCUGGAAUGCCUCGGUUCGGCAGGAGAAACGGCUACAGUUUCGGUGUUGGAGACACUUUGUCUUUUUCCUGCAAUAUGGGAUACAGACUAGAGGGGGCGCCAGAGCUGAUCUGUCUGGGAGGCGGACGGAGAAUGUGGAGCGCUCCUUUACCUAGAUGUGUCGCGGAGUGUGGUUCUUCAGUUAUAAAUAAUGAAGGGAUUCUGCUCUCUCCAAACUACCCAAUGAACUACGAUAACAACCACGAGUGCAUCUACAGCAUCCAGGUGCAAGCUGGGAAAGGCAUCAACAUCUCUGCUAGAACCUUUCAUCUUGCCCAAGGCGAUAUACUCAAGAUUUAUGAUGGUAAAGACAACACGGCCCAUGUUCUUGGAGCAUUCACUGGAUCAUCCAUGUUGGGCCUGACACUGAUUUCCACUUCAAACCAUCUCUGGCUGGAAUUUUACAGUGAUUCGGAAAGCACAGGAGAAGGAUUCAAACUAGUCUACUCAAGUUUUGAGUUGUCUCACUGCGAGGACCCAGGCGUGCCUCAGUUUGGCUUCAAGGUCAAUGACCAAGGUCAUUUCUCCGGGAGCAGCAUCACAUACAGAUGUGAGCCCGGAUACACUCUGCACGGGGCCUCCACCCUGAAGUGUAUGACCGGUGAAAGGAGAGCCUGGGACAACCCUCUGCCUUCCUGCAUAGCGGAGUGUGGUGGUCGGUUUAAGGGCGAGUCUUCAGGCCGGAUUCUCUCUCCUGGAUACCCUUUUCCUUACGACAAUAACCUUCGCUGCACCUGGACAAUCGAGGUGGACUCAGGAAAUAUUGUGAGUCUCCAGUUCUUGGCCUUCGACACAGAAGCCAGCCAUGACAUGCUGAAAGUUUGGGAUGGACCACCUGAGAAUGAAAUGUCAUUGGCAGAGCUCAGUGGGUCUCUGCUGCCUGAGGGAAUCCACUCUACUCUGAAUACAGUCACUGUUCAGUUUGAGACGGACUUCUACAUCAGCAAGUCAGGAUUUGCUAUUCAGUUCUCCAGCUCGGUAGCUACAGCCUGCAGGGACCCAGGUGUUCCAAUGAAUGGCAGUCGUAGUGGAGAUGGCCGUGAGCCGGGGGAUUCAGUGUCCUUUCAGUGUGACCCGGGAUACGAGCUCCAGGGGGAUGACAAAAUAACCUGUAUACAAGUGGAUAAUAGAUACUACUGGCAGCCGAGCCCGCCUGUCUGCAUAGCUCCAUGUGGAGGAAACCUAACCGGCUCCAGUGGCUUUAUACUCUCCCCCAACUACCCACAUCCCUACCCUCAUUCAAAGGACUGUGAUUGGCUCAUUGCUGUCAACUCUGACUACGUUCUGUCGCUGGCCUUCAUCAGUUUCAACAUUGAGCCAAACUAUGACUUCCUGUACAUCUACGAUGGUCCAGAUAGCAACAGUCCUCUCAUCGGAAGCUUCCAGGACAGCAAACUCCCAGAGCGGAUAGAGAGCAGUUCAAAUACCAUGCAUUUAGCAUUCCGCAGUGAUGGGUCUGUUUCUUACACUGGCUUUCACUUGGAAUACAAAGCCAAGUUGAGGGAAUCUUGCUUCGACCCAGGAGUGGUUCUGAAUGGGACCAGGCUGGGAUCCGAUUAUAAGUUGGGCUCUACUGUCACCUUCUACUGUGAAGCAGGAUACGUUUUGCAGGGCUAUUCCACACUAACCUGCAGUAUGGGAGAUGAUGGCAGACCUGGAUGGAACAGGGCAUUGCCAAGUUGUCAAGCUCCCUGUGGAAGUCGUUCUACAGGAUCAGACGGGACUGUUUUGUCUCCAAACUUCCCCAGAAACUAUACUUCUGGACAGACCUGUGUCUACUCCAUAGCUGUACCUAGAGAGUUUGUUCUCUUCGGUCAGUUUGUGUUGUUCCAGACGUCUCUGAAUGAUGUGGUAGAGAUCUACGAUGGACCCACUCAGCAAAACACACUGCUGUCAUCUCUCUCUGGGUCCCACUCUGGUGAAUCUCUCCCUCUGAGUUCAGGAAACCAGAUUACCAUAAAAUUUACCACAGUUGGCCCAGACACCGCUAAGGGAUUUCAUUUCGUCUACCAAGCUGUACCUCGGACCAGCUCCACCCAGUGCAGCUCGGUCCCUGAGCCUCGCUUUGGGAAACGUCUCGGUAAUGACUUUGCAGUCGGCUCCUUGGUGCAGUUCGAGUGCAACCCUGGCUACAUCCUACAUGGCUCCACUGCCAUUCGUUGCGAGAGUGUACCGGACAACCUGGCACAGUGGAACGACACGCUGCCGACAUGUGUCGUUCCCUGCGGAGGUGUAAUGACCUCUCGCCGUGGGACCAUCCUGUCGCCCGGCUACCCAGAACCAUAUGACAACAACCAGAACUGCGUGUGGAAGGUCUCCGUUCCAGAAGGGGCUGGAAUACAGAUACAAGUGGUGAGCUUUGCCACCGAACAUAACUGGGACUCUCUGGAUUUUUACGAUGGUGCUGACAACCACGCACCAAGACUGGGCAGCUACUCUGGCACCACUAUUCCCCCUCUCCUGAAUAGUACAUCUAACAACCUCUAUCUCAGCUUCAGCUCAGAUAUUAGUGUCUCAGCUGCUGGAUUUCACCUGGAAUAUACAGCCAUCGGUCUGGAAUCAUGUCCAGAACCUCAGACUCCAAACUAUGGAAUUAGACAAGGAGACAGAUUCAUGGUGGGGGAUGUUGUACAGUUUUCAUGUGAACAAGGAUACUCUCUUCAGGGCAAUGCUCAUAUCACCUGUAUGCCUGGACCUGUUAGAAGGUGGAACUACCCGGUGCCGCUGUGUCUUGCCCAGUGUGGUGGGUCUAUGACAGAUGUAAGCGGAGUGAUUCUAAGUCCAGGUUUCCCCGGCAACUACCCCAGUGGAUUAGACUGCACAUGGACAGUCAACUUACCUGUCGGCUUCGGUAUCCAUCUCCAGUUUUUGAACUUCUCCACCGAAGCGAUCCACGAUUACUUAGAAAUCCGUAGUGGAACGCUGGAGACGGGCUCCGUCAUUGACCGAUUCAGUGGUCCAGUCGUUCCCAAACCUCUGUUCAGCACCACCCACCAAACCAGCUUCUUUUUCCACAGUGACUAUUCGCAAAACAAACCGGGGUUCCACAUCACUUAUCAAGCCUACCAACUCCAGAGUUGCCCGGACCCUCGGCCAUUUCGAAAUGGCAUCGUAAUUGGCACCGACUUCAGCGUGGGGAUGACGGUGUCGUUUGAAUGUCUGCCUGGAUAUUCUCUGAUUGGAGAAGCUUCGCUCACGUGUUUACAUGGAAUCAGCAGGAACUGGAACCACCCACUACCACGAUGUGAAGCUCUCUGUGGUGGUAACAUCACAUCAUUAAAUGGAACCAUUUACUCUCCUGGUCACCCUGAAGAAUACCCAAACUUCCAGGACUGUGUGUGGAGUGUCAGAGUUCCUCCUGGACACGGGAUUUAUAUCAACUUUACUGUACUGAGCACUGAGCCCAUAUAUGACUACAUUACUGUCUGGGAUGGUCCAGAUCAGUCAUCGCCUCAGAUCGGGCAGUUUAGUGGGAACACGGCUUUGGAGUCAGUCUACUCAACCUCCAACAUCAUCCUCAUCAAAUUCCACUCGGACUUCUCUGGUGCCGGUUUCUUCGUCUUGAGUUAUCACGCCUACCAAUUAAGGGUUUGCCAGCCUCCUUCAGAGGUGCCCAAUGCUGACAUCCUGAUGGAGGACGGUGAGCUGGAAAUCGGUGACAUCAUCAGGUACAGAUGUCAUCCUGGGUUUUCAUUGGUUGGCAGUGAGAUUCUCACCUGUCGCUUAGGAGAAAGACUACAGAUGGAUGCACCGCCUCCAACAUGCCAAGUUCAAUGCCCUGCACAUGAUGUGCGAUAUGACUCAUCAGGCGUCAUCCUGAGCCCCGGGUGGCCAGAAAGCUACCCAAACCUCCAAAUGUGUUCGUGGAGCAUUACAGUAGAGAAAGGAUAUAAUGUCACCAUAACCUUUGAAAGCUUCCACACUGAGAGAGAGUUUGACGUGUUGGAGAUUUUUGAUGGUCCGACAGCCAACAGUCCCACUCUGGCAACACUGAGCGGUGACCUGCCAACACCCUUCAACAUCACAACCUCCGGUCACCAGUUCCUCGUCCGCUGGUCUUCAGAUCACGGCACGAACAAGAAAGGCUUCAAAAUUCGCUAUGUUGGUGAGUACCAAACGCUGUACUGCUCGACACCAGACUCUCCCCUCCACGGCUCCAUCUCCUCUCAGAGCGGCGGUCAUGUCAACAGCGUGGUGCGGUGGGCUUGCGACCGUGGUUACCGUCUCAUAGGCAACGCCACAGCAACCUGCCGCCGCACAUCUCUCGGCUACCACACCUGGGACUCUCCAGUGCCUGCAUGCCAAGCUGUCUCAUGCGGGGCACCCAAGGCUCCUAUAAAUGGCGGCGUUUUAACAGCUGACUACUCCGUGGGAACAAGAGUUUCCUAUUUUUGUAACGAUGGAUACAGACUUUCCAGUAAAGAACUGACGUCAGCCAUCUGUCAGCCCGAUGGGACAUGGAGCAACCACAAUAAGAUACCCCGAUGUUCAGUGGUGGUGUGUCCCAGCAUCGGAUCAUUUUCUCUGGAGCACGGUAGAUGGAGGAUUGUCAACGGCUCACACUAUGAAUACAGAACUCGUAUCGUGUUCACCUGUGAUCCGGGAUACUACAGAUUAGGACCGGCCCAUAUCCAGUGCUUACCCAAUGGGGUGUGGAGCUGGAGGAAUGAGAGACCGCACUGCCAGGUUAUCUCCUGCGGUGAGCUGCCAUCUCCACCUAGUGGGAAGAAGAUUGGUACUCAGACAACAUUCGGUGCUACAGCCAUCUUUACCUGCGAUGCCGGCUUCAUGUUGGUGGGGUCAGCUGUCAGAGAGUGCCUGUCAUCUGGGCUUUGGAGUGGAACCGAAACACGAUGUUUAGCUGGUCACUGUGGAAUCCCAGAGGGCAUUGUGAACGGCCAGGUGAUCGGGGAGAACUUCGGUUACCGUGAUACGGUCGUGUAUCAGUGUCUGCCCGGCUUCCGACUAAUAGGCUCAUCAGUUCGAAUUUGUCUCCAAGACAACCAGUGGUCUGGACAGCUGCCCAUCUGUAUACCGAUCAGCUGCGGCCACCCAGGAAGUCCCAUAUAUGGUCGCACGGUGGGGAACGGCUUCAACCUCAACGACGUGGUCAGCUUUGUUUGUAACCGGGGUUAUGAGAUGGAGGGGCCCGCACGUGCUCAGUGCCAGGCCAACCGCCAGUGGAGCCACCCGCCCCCAACGUGUAAAGUGGUCAAUUGCUCUGAUCCAGGCAUUCCAGCCAACUCUAUCCGGCAGAGUAAAAUAGAGCACGGCAACUUUACCUUUGGCACGGUGGUGUUUUACGACUGUAACCCCGGGUAUUACCUGUUUGGAUCACCUGUGCUGACCUGCCAGCCUACUGGACAGUGGGACAAACCUCUUCCUGAAUGCAUAGUGAUGGACUGUGGUCAUCCCGGCUCUCCCCCUAACGGUGUGCUGAGUGGAGAUAAGUUUACAUUUGGUUCAACGGUUCGAUACUCCUGUCUGGGCGGAAGGCAGCUGAAAGGAGAAUCAUCCCGGACUUGUCAGCUCAGUGGGAUGUGGAGUGCCCCUAUGCCCUUCUGCUCUGGUGACACAGCUGGCUCUUGCGGCGAUCCUGGCAUCCCCUCACAUGGUUCAAGGGAACAAACAGAUUUUAGGAUCCGUUCCAAGGUCUACUUCACCUGUUCGGAGGGCUACGAUCUCAUUGGUUCUUCAGAGAGGAUGUGCUUCCCUAACGGGACCUGGUCUGGCACACAGCCCUUCUGUAAACCUGUCCAGUGUGGUAACCCUGGCACUCCCAGUAACGGCAGAGUGUUUCGUCUGGAUGGAACGACGUUUUCCCACUCAGUGAUCUACUCCUGCAUGGACGGCUACCUGCUCACCGGCGCCACCACCAGGCUGUGUCAGGCCAACGGUACCUGGUCAGGAGUUCAGCCAAACUGUACCAUGAUAAACUGUGGAGAUCCAGGUAUGCCAGCUAAUGGACUUCGCUAUGGAGAGGACUUCACAAUCAGUCAGAACGUUUCCUUCCAGUGCCAACCCGGAUACAGAAUGGAGGAAGAUGGAUCGCCUGUGAGGAUGUGCACCCAAAAUGGGACAUGGAAUGGGAAUAUGCCAAUAUGCACAGCGGUGACCUGCUCGGCUCCCCCUGCCAUCAGUAAUGGGGUACUGCAGGGCAGUGACUUUGAAUGGGGCAGCAGUGUGAGCUACAGCUGCUCACCUGGAUAUGAGCUCUCAUUCCCGGCCGUCCUGACCUGCGUAGCCAAUGGCACCUGGAACGGCAUGCUUCCACAAUGCCUGCCCAAGUUUUGUGGUGACCCAGGAACCCCAGUUGGUGGCUUCAGAGAGGGACGAAGUUUCAUCUAUCAAUCAGAAGUGUCCUUCAGCUGCGCUCCACCGCUCAUACUGGUUGGCACGGCGACCAGACUCUGUGAAAGUGAUGGUACCUGGAGUGGACUGCAGCCACGCUGUAUCGAACCGACCAAAACCAGCUGUGAUAACCCAGGAACGCCGCGCUAUGGCUCCCUAAAUCGGACCUACGGUUUCAAGGUGGGGAGCAUUGUGUCUUUUCAGUGCCAACCAGGUCAUUUGAUUCAGGGAUCUUCAUCUAGAACCUGCCAGCCUGAUCUGACAUGGAGUGGAACACAACCUGAGUGCAUACCCCACGUCUGUAAGCAGCCAGAGAGCCCCCUCCAUGUGGAUGUGGCGGGGAUGGACCUGCCCGGGUUUGGCUACACCUUAGUAUACAGCUGUCAGCCCGGCUACUUCCUGGCGGGGGGUUCUGAGCACAGAGUCUGCAAGAGUGACGGCACGUGGACUGGAAAGAUGCCUAUAUGUCGAGCUGGAGAGAAGAAGAAACCUGUGAAACCAGUAACAGGAACUCCGAGUCCGAAGCUAAACGUUCCAGAUGAUGUCUUUGCUCCUAACUACAUAUGGAAAGGUUCCUAUAAUUACCGUGGGAGGAAGCAGCCCAUGACCCUGAGCAUCACCAGCUUCAACUCCACCACUGGAAGAGUCAACGUUACCCUUAGCAAUGGCAAUAUGGAACUGCUCCUGUCAGGGGUGUACAAAGCCACUGAAGCCAGGCUGUUGCUACUGAUGUACCAGGUGAACUAUGUGAACCAGGGAAACCAGCUGAAAGAUUCAGCCAUCUCUCCAGCUAAGAUUAUAGACGACUCCUGGACCAUGGACGGAUUCGUAUCAGCAGAGCCUGAUGGUUCUAGUUACGUGUUCCAGGGUUUCAUUCAGGGAAAAGACUACGGACAGUUUGGACUGCAGAGACUGGGUCUGAAUAUGUCGGAGAGCAACAACUCGCCUCCCCCUCAGCUGGGUACCAACAGCAGUUCUGUGGCUAUCGCUAUUCUGGUGCCUUUUUUUGCUCUAAUCUUCACUGGCUUUGGUUUUUAUCUCUACAAACAAAGAACCACACCAAAAACACAGUACACAGGCUGCUCAGUCCAUGAAAACAACAACGGUCAGGCGGCCUUCGAGAACCCCAUGUACAACACCAACGCCAAGGCUGUGGAGGGGAAGGCCGUUAGAUUCGAUCCAAACCUAAAUACUGUCUGCACCAUGGUCUGAGGAUUGAUUACUUGAACUUAAUGGCUCAGAUAUCCAAUGGGACCACAAUUGGUACGAAGCUGUGGAAGGGAAAGACGUGUGCUUCGACUUCAACAUCAUCCGCGGCACGGUCUAGACACUGAUUACAGAAGAACUUCAUUCCCAGUUCAGAGACCUAAUCUCCUCCAGCAGAGGAAAAGCUCGCCGUCUGAGACCAAAACCCAGCAUUCGUUCCCUCAACAGACAGCAUUUUGUAUCCAAAAAUGAAACUCAAACAAAUGUAUGCACAAAAGGUGUGCUGCCCUCGAUAGAUGCAAACAGCCAGUGGAAACGCACAGAGAUGUGACAAAGCAAAGGAUGCAACGCAAUGGAAAAAACAUACUGGCUAUUAUCUAUCUCUGACUCCAAGACUCAGCGGGUCAUGGAUAUUUUCUAAUUUGAUUCUAAACUAGACACAGCCAUGAUACUGUAAUCUCCAAUUUAACUUUGCUCACUGUCUUUAAUAUUAAUACAAAUGAUUAAGCCAUGACCUGCUAGUCAGACAUCACGACAUGUCACCGUAACCCACUCCCCAAUUUUUGUAUUUCUCACAAAUCUGUGGAAAGAAAGACCCACGCUGAGCUCUGUGAUCGUCCUCCCCUGGAGAGAGAGAGAGGAUACAUCAUCCAGCCAUGGUUAUAUAUCACAGAGAUAAACUGCACUAGAAAAACAGUUCGAUGUUGCCGCAUCAACUGUGUUGAACAGAUACUUAACUAUGAGAAAAACAGAAUCACAAUGGCCACAGAUGGGGAGACGGACAUGAAGAAGAUGUCAUAAAAAGACACUGUGAGGCAAAGAAAACUGUUUAUCUAUUUGGGUUCGACACUGACAGUAAAGAAAACACUGUCACCAGCAGACCAUCAGUAAAACACAAUGACUAGUUGUGAACAGGAGCCUAUUUCUUAAUCGACCACGGAAUACAACAUCCUAACAACUGGGACAAGACAACCUCCUGUCUCCAUGACAACCAGAGGCCAGUAUUACCAGCCUGUUGUCUUUUUCUAUUGAAAUGGAAUUUAGGAUGGCUAAUGCUAGCAGACAGUAGCAAAAGUUGCUUUGAAAAGAGACUAACUCCUAAGCGAAGGAUAAGGGCAGCCCUGGAGAUGGAGCUAUAAUCCUAACUGAACUGGGAUUAGAGCAAAGCAAAACUAAGAGGAGUCUAAAGGGGAGCUAGCACUAAUAGAACAGAUGAGAGACUGACUCAUCGAAUGGAUAAACUGCCCUUUUCCCAUCCAGUGGAUAAGAGAGGAGGCUAAGGAGACGGAGACGACCCCCUAACUGAACUGGAAGUAGUGUGCGGGAAUCAUUAAGAGGAAAGAUGAGAUCCUAAAAUCGUAACGCAGCCAAUCAGAGCCUGUCUAACCUCAAAUCAUCUACUGAGAGAGGUCGGCCCUCCUCUUACAUUAUGAAUCAGAUCAGACAGAACAUGGCCUUGAGGAAAGAUGUUCCUGAUCCUGUGAAUUCAAAUGGAUUUUUGAUCAGAAAGACGCCGGAUGGAUACAGAGGACUCUGAUGGACUAACAAAGAAAAAGACUUUGCGAAACAGACAAAGCUCUGGCACUAAAGCACAUUUUACAGGAACAACUACCUGUCUACCCACUUAGUGAUGGACUAACACAGGGACAGAAAGGUUAGACACAGAACUGACAGAGGGAAUGACGGACAGAGCAGAUGACAGGUACACGCACUAAAAAUCUGGAAAGUCAGAUGGAGACAUGUGGUGUUAAGACAGUCACACAAUGAGACAGACAGGUUUUUAGAAGACAAGCAGGGUCUUGGACAGUUGCAGAGUCUCCACUCCACAGACGAACAGGUUUAAACACAGAUUAACAGGCUUACAGACAGAUGGACAAAGACAGGCUGAUAGACGGGAGACACAGACAGGUAAAAGAAAGACAAACAGGGUUGUAGCCCUACGACUGUGGACGCUGUUCCACUGUAAUUGUGCACUCUGAGAGUGCUUAUCUUCUUUCUUUGUUAUUGCUGCAGAAUCUUCUGAUCUGUAAAUCUAUUGCAUAUAUAUUCGGGAGCAUUCACCACCUAUAUUUUUGUGCUAUAUAUUUACCAGAGGGGAGGGGCUGAAGGGGAAAGACAGAUUAUAGCAGAGUUUUUAGAAAAAAAAAGAAAGAAAUAUCAGAAUUAAAGAUAUUACAACUAUGUGCUGUUCACACAAGUCACAAACAGUAUUUUGGUUCCUUUGUAACAUGAAAUUGGUUUAUUUUAAUCUCUUGUGUAAUGUGAAGUUCCUCUCACCAUCACUGUCUUUCCCACUGAGGCAAUCAUGAGUGUCAGUGGUAUUGUUGUUGUCAUUAUUGUUGAGAUGCAAGGUUUGCCAGCAACAAUCAUGCUCUUCAAUGUUUGCUCACACAUUUAUCACAGACGGCAGAAUUCUAAAAACCCUUAAUCGGUGGAGUUUGUGCUACGGCUGUCAUUAUAUCAGCUCUUUCCUGGAAGCGUCAAAUACAUAACGGUGUCCUCCAUAACUGCGACACAGACAACAUAACAGAACUGUUCUCUAACUGCUACAGUAUUAUGAGGCCACAGAAAUUUGCACAUCAGAACUCUGUACUAAUGCUGUUUUUUUUUUUUUUUUAAUUCUACAGUUCAGAGAUGUCAACGAAGCCAGUGUAGUCAUGUCAACACAGAAAUCCCACUUGUUCGAUUAUACGUGGCCAAACUGUUGAAUAUUCAGCAUUUCCUUUGUCUCUUAUUGUAAAAGAAAAACACACGGUCAGGGUUAAAGUAGCAUUAAUGAUAAUAAUGAUGAGAACUGCUGUUGAACUGCCCAACAUGUAGUUUGUGAACGAUGACUCAAGAUGUACACCGACACAUCAGCUCAUGUUAUAUUUUUCUGUCUUACGCUGAGGAGUGAACACAAAUUGGAGAAUGAUUUGAGAAGCAGUUGAACUAUAACUAAAAUGUUCUAAUUUAGUUAUAAAAUGUGCAAGUUUGAACCUUGUUUCCCCAUAAAAUCCUUACAGACGAGUCGAUUUUAUAGGCGCAUUAUCACAAGUUCAUCUCUAGGUUACCGUUGUCACAAAUGAUUGUUUUUCCUUAAAAGUCGAAUUUGUCCUUGUACUUAAAACCACAUCGAUUAUAAAUUGGCACACGCUAUUUAAGCCUUUUAUUUAGGGUUUUAAAAAGUUUCUACUACCAUUGGCACUUCGCAAGUAUCGCACAAUAGUGUGUGAUGCGACUAUGGAUGGAUUUUAAUGACCUCCAUAUAUUAUUUUGUGUGUGUACAUCACAUUUCAAAAGCUAAGAAAUAGCCCUGAAUUACAUUUAUCCCAUAAACUCCUGAGCUUUAAGAGAAGCUGACUUUUGGGAGAAUGUUAAGAUGACAAUUGAGUAAACACAAAACUGAGGCCAUUGAGAUUUAAUAUUUCCCCUUGCUUUCGCUUUUUUAUUUUACAAAAAAGUAUAGCCAUACAAUCUUAGCUCAAUGUUCCAUGGCUGGUAGCUAUUUUUCUGAUCUAAUCUGCCACCUUCUGAUAAAAAACUUUUUUUUUAUAUAACUGGCAACCUUUACUGUACUUUACCCCUGUUAGCUGUUGUUGCACAUGAAAUUGGCCUUUUCUGACGGUUUCGUGUGCUGUCAGUGAACCACUGCUGAGAGAUGAAAAGAUAUUUGUGUGAAACGAUGCAUAACAAUCAAAUAGUUAAUUAUUGUAAGGCUAGGGCCUGGAAAUGCAGCAUAAACUGCACAUAUAUUAAUUGGUCCCUAUAUGACAGAAAUACAUGCAUCAGUCAGCAUGAGUCACUGUUUUGCAGCUUUGGUGCCCUUUUUUUUUAGAUAAAGCACUUGUUUUGUUUUGAAGAGUCUGGUUUAAAGAGUGAGAAGCUGAAUUUAGCGAGUUUGGGUCCCACGCAUGAUGAAUAGCGAUACUUUUUAAUGAGUCUGUGUGCCAGGGUGAGCGAAAACAUCAACUUUGUUUUAAGAACCCCUGCUGCUGUGACCACAGGCACCGGCUGCAACCAGCUAACAGAAAAAACUUCUUUUAAAAGUCAUUACUGAUUUAAAAAGCAACGGUAGCUUCCUUGUUUAUCCACGCUGUGAGUGUCCCGCACUGCAUCGCUAUGGUGACAUUGUUUCUUAUUACAGUUUUGGAUUGAUUGUUGCCGCUGUUGUUGUUGUUGUUGUUGCUGUUGUUGUUGUUUUUUCAGUAUGAAUCUGACAGUGCCUACCAAAAACUACGGGACCCUCCCUGUCAUCCACACCAACACACACGACAUACGCUCUGUCACACACGCACGCACAUAUACGAACACACAUCCUGCUCCAGCGCUCCCCCCCUUCAUCAGAGGUCAUUUUUUUCUAAGCUUCAGUCUAUUUUGCCACAAGCUUUUCCUACUGACUGACUGCAAUAAGACCCCACGUGAUUUGAAAGACUUAAAGCCGUUCCUGCCUGGGGACAUUGGAAAUAUUCACCAUUUGAAAAAAAAGAUGAAAUAUAGAAUAAAAAAGUGUUUUGUACAGAAAUAUAUUUUUAUGAUGAAAUUAUUUGUAAAAUGUAUGAAUCUAUUAUGUAAAUUUUCAAUGCAAUGUAAAAUUAAAAAAGGCUAAUUGCUUUUGUAAAAA